CCCCCCCCCCCCCACCAUGCGCGCCAUCAGCUUCGCCGUGGCCCUCCUGGCCCUCUUCUCCGGCCUGUACAACUACCUGAACGCCCGGCUGGAGCAAUUCUACAUCUUCGACCCAACCCACCUGCACGACCUCUCCACGCGCGCCAUUGCCGCUCACGGUAACGACACCCGCGCCGUGGUUAACUACAUCGUCUCCGAGUUGGAUGAGAAGAUUCCCGGCACGCACAUCAACCACGAUGAGGAAUGGGUCUUCAACAACGCGGGCGGUGCCAUGGGCGCCAUGUACAUCAUCCAUGCUAGUAUCACGGAGUACCUGAUCAUUUUCGGAACCGCCAUUGGCACAGAGGGCCACACCGGCCGCCACACAGCCGACGACUACUUCAACAUCCUCCAGGGCACGCAGCUCGCCUACGUGCCCGGCUCCUACGAACCCGAGGUCUACCCGCAGGGCAGCGUGCACCACCUGCGCCGCGGCGAGGUCAAGCAGUACAAGAUGGACGCCUCGUGCUUCGCGCUCGAGUACGCCCGCGGCUGGAUCCCGCCCAUGCUGUUCUUCGGGUAUGCCGACACCUUCUCCAGCACGCUCGACUUCCCGACGCUGUGGGCCACCUCGCGCAUCACCGGGCGGGAGAUGAUUUCCAACCUGUUGAAGGGAAAGAUGUAAACCCUGGUGACUGCAGCAGUCAAAGACACCCUGGAGCGAUUGUACGAUGAGGGCAGAAACAAAAUGGGUAUGAUGUGUCUUCUUGGAGUGUCUAGAAUAGACUGGUGGUCGGUGGACCUUUCUUUUCCAGUCGGGGCUUGGAGUUUGGCCGAUCAAUGUUCAUAAGUAAACUUUUAAUGUAUGACUCGAUAGUUAUGAAUAUUCCAGGAGGUACUUCGAGAGAUGAGC
Messenger RNA from Aspergillus saccharolyticus JOP 1030-1, 892 nucleotides. RefSeq names its product C-8 sterol isomerase ERG2 (gene erg2). Bases 17 to 664 code for a protein of 215 amino acids. Lineage: Eukaryota; Fungi; Ascomycota; Eurotiomycetes; Eurotiales; Aspergillaceae. Gene Ontology annotation, cellular component: endoplasmic reticulum. The transcript has 3 exons. The record is from RefSeq and is a predicted model, not a curated record. Gene Ontology annotation, biological process: ergosterol biosynthetic process.